Molecule: messenger RNA, 800 nt
Organism: Brassica napus (rape)
Lineage: Eukaryota; Viridiplantae; Streptophyta; Magnoliopsida; Brassicales; Brassicaceae
Exons: 1
Coding region: 496-675 (59 amino acids)
Source: RefSeq, a predicted model, not a curated record
ACUUUAUGGGUUUUAUGAUGCAAUACAAUUUUGAACCGAACCCGACCCGUACUAAUAAAAUUUUAGUAUGGGACCUAGAAGCGUAAACCCGAAAAUCCGAAAACCCGAAAAUUCCGACCCGAAUACCAUCGGGUACCCGAACGGCCAGGCCUACUUUAGAUUGUCUUCGAUUUGGUAGUUUAAGCGGGGAAUAUCAUUUGAGAUUUCCAUUUCCACAUCAAUUGCGACGCAAAACGCUGCGUUUUCAAAUAAACGCAUGGCGGCAGCAAACAACAAAGACAAAAACGCAUCAUUUUGAAGCUUGUGGUGGUUAUUUUUAACGUGCAUACGGCUUUGUUCUCAUGCGAUGCAACGAUACGCGAAACAUUGUGUCUCGUUUUUGGUCAAAUGACACAAGUGUUAAUAGAUGUCUGAACAUCUUUAUAAAUAGUCCAACAAACAAACGAACACACUUACACAAGACAAAUUACAACAUACCGAAUCAGAAGACAAAAAAUGGCGAAUGAAUAUGGAAUCGGAAUGGGUUCGAUUAUGGCUGUUGUGGUCGUUGCGAUAAUAUUGUUGUUCGUUCCGCUAAUGAUGGGACCAGUGGCUCCACCAUCUCCUCCACUUAUCUUGGUGUUUCCUCUUGUCUUGCUCUUUGUGUUUCUCUAUCUCCAUUUUACGUGCAAGUGAGAAUCUCUUUGUGGUGAUUACCAUAUGUAAGAUGUAACGUAGUAUGUAUUUAUCAGAUAAAUAUUAAUAUAUGUUUAUGUCUCUACAUUUAUUAAAAAAAAAAAAAUCGAUUUGCAGUUUGUUAA